CAUGCAUCCAGUCCUGUCUGUGGUACCUGCUGGCUACUUAACUUAGCAGCCUUACCUAUCAGUCACUUAUGUUUAUGGAAUAAUACAAUGAACGACAGGCAAAAUGAAUUUAUUUAGUUUUCUACUCGAUGCGCAGCUGCGUUUCAAGGAAAAGAUGGACACCGACCAUUCGGUCUUAGUAUUUUAGCUGUUAUAGCGUUUUGCUGAGUCCAUUUUGCGUGUAACUGGAAAAGACAAAGAGAAAAGAGCUUUCCAAUAGCUAGAAUGGUUUGGGCCUAAAAAGAAGACAAGAGCAACAUGAACCGUGAGGACCGGAAUGUGCUCCGAAUGAAAGAAAGAGAAAGGCGAAAUCAAGAAAUCCAGCAGGGAGGAGGAGAGGCCUUUCCAGCAAAUUCACCUCUCUUCCCUGAACCCUACAAAGUGUCCAGCAAGGAAGAUAAACUGUCAAGCCGUAUUCAGAGCAUGCUGGGCAAUUACGACGAGAUGAAAGAGCCGAUUGGUGACACACUUCCUAAGCUUGGCGGUAAACCAUCUAACAGCUCGUCUUCCUCCGAGGAGAAAUCGGGCCCACCUUUGUUUGGCGGGGACCAGCGCGGCGUCGGUAGCGGUGCCAGCAGCCAGAGCAGCAAGUGGACUCCUGUUGGCCCCGCAGCAGGUGGAUCUUCGUCCCAGUCCCAGAAACGCUCAGGACUCCAGGGCGGGCACGGUAGCCAGAGGAGCAGCGGCAGUAGCGGCAGCAGCAGCAGUAGCCAAAGACACGGAGGGGAGGUGCGGGAAAAGAAGUCGAGUAAACACAGCGGGGGGUCUGAGCACUCAAAGUCGCACACAUCGAGUCCGGCUAAGGGCUCGCUGAGUUCCUCCAGCAGCAACAGCCACUUGCGGAGCUCCUUGUCUGCCGAGCAGCAUCACAGCAAGGAGCGCUACCGCUCCAAGUCCCCACGAGACAGAGAGCCCAACUGGGACUCUCCCUCACGGGUUCACACCUCCUUCCCCACUGGACAGCACUCGAGUCAGGCCUUUCCCCCCUCUCUCAUGUCCAAGCCCGGCUCCAUGCUGCAGAAGCCCACAGCGUAUGUGCGGCCUAUGGACGGCCAGGAAACAGCAGAACCCAAGAGCUCACAAGCAGAAAGCUACAGUGGACAGUCGCACAGCAGCACCAUGGGAGAGAUGAAGUCCAACAGCAAGGCCUCACUUUCCAAACUCAAGAUCCCCUCACAGCCCGUAGAGGGAUCUGGUGACGCCAACUGUGUCGAUGAGAUUCUGAAGGAAAUGACUCAGUCUUGGCCCCCUCCGCUGACAGCCAUCCACACCCCCUGCAAAACGGAGCCCUCCAAGUUUCCAUUCCCCACCAAGGACUCUCACCCUUUUCCAAGCGGGCACAAGCGAGGUAGUUCGUCCAAGAGCUCGAGCAGCCACCAGUCCAAAGCUUGCGAUGACCAGCCCACUGUACUGGAAGAUGACCUGAAGCUCAGCAGCAGUGAGGACAGUGAUGGAGAACAGGACUCUGCAAAGAAUGCCUCAAGGAACACUUCCGCAAGCAAUAACAGUGAAGGAGCGGAGCAAUCGAGGGAUGAUUCCAGCAGCCACAGCGGCUCAGAGAGCAGCUCGGGCUCCGACAGCGAGAGUGAAAGCAGCACGACGGACAGCGAAGCCAAUGAGCAACCGCGGCCCGCCUCUCCUGAGCCUGAACAACCUAUGGCCAACAAGUGGCAGCUGGACAACUGGUUCAAGAAGGCCAAGCAGUUCUCUCCAGCUUCUCCAGUGGACAAUGUUCCAACCAAGUGCAAGAAAGAAGGCAGGGAUAAUGGCUCAGGACGUGGCUAUAGUAGCCAGGGAGGGGGUUCAAAAGACUCAGCGGCACCCACCCCAAGCAGGGACCUACGGGCGGCACAAAAGGGUGCGGAGGGUGGCCGUGGUCGGCAAAAAUCCCCCGCCCAGAGUGAGGGUGGCACAAAUCCGCGAAGGAGUGUGGGUAAAAAACAGCCCAAAAAGUCUGAGAAGCCCCCCGUAGUGGAGGAACCCAAGGGAGGACUGAGGGUGGAGAGUGAGCCGGCUCCAGAGAUACCUCCUCAUCGACCUAAAGCUGCUACUAAGGGUUCCCGCAAACCAAGCAUAAAAAAAGAACCUAAAUCCUCUCCGAGGCCCACUGCGGCUGCUGUCACUACGGCAGAUAAACGCAAGGCCAAGGCACCCACCAAGACUUCCCAGAAGUCUCGUGAGUUUGUCGACACAGACUCUUCAUCGUCAGACUCUGAGGGGAAUGACAGCAUCCCGUCCUCGUCGCAGACACCCAAGUACACAGAAAGUAUCAGGACCCCCGUGUGUGUGUUUUCUCCAAUGGAAGAAAAAGAGCUGUUGUCUCCUCUCAGUGACCCUGAGGAGCGCUACCCUACAAGGCAGCCCCAGCACCAGGUUUUACUAGUGAAGAUAGAUCUCAGCUUGCUGUCUAGGAUCCCAGGGCGGCCCUACAAGGAGCCUGCAGAGAUAAAAGUGGAGAGGGACGACUCUCUCGACAGGGACAGUAAAGACUUCAUCAAACAGAGCUCUGAGAAGAGCUCUAGUAAGGCCAAGAGGAAACACAAGAACGAUGAAGAUGGCACAAAGCCAGAGAUCAAGCGUUGCAAGCUAGAGGAGAAGUCCCUAUCUCAUCAUAAAAACAGCAGUAAAGAGUCGAAGAGGUCUAUGGAGAAGAAAGAGGAGCCAGUCCCCUCUCCUUCCAUGUCAGGUCUUCAGCGGACGCCCAAGGCAGAGCAUCCGAGUCGAAAGAGGACAGUCAGCCAGUCCUCCACCUCGUUGUCUAGUGGGACAGGAAGUGGAAAGGAGGGAAGCCACAGCACCAAGGGCAACUCCACCUCCAAACACAGAAAAGGAGAGGACAAGGGGCGUAGCACACGCGACGGCAAGGAGAAAUCCUCAAAGGGCUGCGAUAACCAGCUGGCUGUGCCGCCGCUCUCCACGGACGGCUCCAAGUCUCAGAGAUCCAAGCUGGUGUUUGAGGACAGGGUCCAUUCGGCUGAUCACUACUUACAAGAGGCCAAGAAACUGAAACACAAUGCAGAUGCACUGUUGGACCGUUUUGAGAAGGCGGUGUACUACCUGGACGCUGUGGUGUCUUUCAUUGAAUGUGGCAAUGCUCUGGAGAAGAGCGCUCAAGAAGCAAAGUCUCCCUUCCCCAUGUAUGCUGAAACGGUGGAGCUUAUCAAAUACACUAUGAAGUUAAAAAGCUACCUGGCCCCAGAUGCUACUUCCGCAGACAAGAGGCUAGCUGUGCUUUGCCUCCGAUGCCAGUCUCUCCUCUACUUGCGGUUAUUCAAGCUGAGGAAAGACAGCGCACUAAAAUACUCCAAAACGCUCACCGAACACUUAAAGAAUUCUCUGAGUAACACCCAGGCUCCCUCUCCUGGAAUUGGAAACAAGGCGGGUAUGCCCUCGCCAGUGUCUCCCAAACUGUCUCCGGGCACGGCCGGUAGCUACUCGUCAGUCAGCAGCAGCAGUAGCAGCAGCGCCAGCUCGUCGGUGACCAUACCUCAGCGUAUCCACCAGAUGGCUGCCAGCUACGUCCAGGUCACCUCCAACUUCCUGUACGCCACCGAGGUCUGGGACCAGGCGGAGCAACUAUCCAAGGAGCAGAAAGAAUUCUUCUUGGAGUUGGACAAGGUGAUGGGUCCUCUGAUCUUCAACACCAGCAGCAUGACAGAACUGGUGCGUUACACGCGGCAGGGCCUCCAUUGGCUGCGUCUGGACGCUAAGCUUAUUCCCUAGCAAGGACCCGUUCCCCACUCGCUGCUUACACACGCGCACACACACACACACACCUCCGCUUCUUGAGUUAAGGAUCAUGUGCUCAAAGACAGUCACGCAUGCGCCACAGACAGACACGCAUACAAUGAUGUACUGUAUGCACACACACACACACACACACAGCCCACCUCUGCUCCUCCAUGUACACACACACACACACAUACACACACGUGAUGAACUUCUCAGACAUAUCUCCAACACUGUGUCCAUUUUCUACACCAGCUUGCCAAAAACACUGAGCAACCUAGAGCAUCUCACGCCGUCGACAGCACCACACAGGGAGAAACAUCGAAAACUGCAGCACAGGAACAAAAACAAAAGCUUAUCGCCAUGCUUCAUAUAUCGGCAUUCUUACAAUCUUUGCAAUGUUUCUAUCCAUUUGGCAUGGAAGCGCUGGGUGAACUAUUUGCUAUGAAAAUGUUUAACAACGGGGUUUGGUUUUUAGGCUACUUUGGCUUUUAACUUUUUAUUUGACUUUGUUUCACCAAAGUACCUCCCAUAAACACCAAAGGUGCUUUAAAAUGAAGGUUUAUCUUUAUCAUUUUUGUGCCUUGUAUGUGAGUGACAGGAAAACAAACAGCCACCCGUCAUAUCUGAAUCAUGUUCCCUUUUUGUUUUAACCGAUUUUAUGCAUUUAAAAAAUAUAUAUUUAAGUUAAUGGAAGCUGGCAACAUUCAUGUUUUUGAUUGCAGUCUUUCAGUUUUAAGUCAAGUCCUGUUAACACACUUUAGAGCAAAGAUGGCGUUGGCGACGUCACUCCAUCUGGAUUCAUCUUUCCUGCGGAGUCUCGAGGCGCUAGAGCUUUAAUCUUGGAGCAUGCCCACAAGAUUUAAGAACGGACUGUAGGAAGGGCUACUGUGCACAGCAGAUUAAUACUUCUGACACACACACACAUAUUUAUAAAUGUUCUCUUUAUCGAUCGGCGUAUUCGUUUUUUAAACGGUGUCGUUUUUAUUUUUCUGAAUCACAAACUUCAUUUUAGCCCUGCUAGAAAAUUGAAUGUUGGUCAGUCUGCUCAAACCACUGUGUCCGGUUUAAUGCAAGGAGCAGCAUGGCCUCUAGGUGCCGCUAGCAGGGGCGUUUUAGACUCUUGGCCUUAAUAAAAUUGAUCUCGUCAAUGUUCUCUCUAAGAGAUUUGCUGUAUUUGAAGCUCCAGAAUAUGAGCCUCUCCCUAUGAAAUGUUUUUACACUUGUAGCGACAUUAUUCAUUGAGAAAUUUCCUCGAGGAAGAGUGACUUCCAGACAGUGUUAUUCAUUGUUUUUGAUCCCUUAUUUGCUCAGAGUGUAUUUUUCUAAGGAACAGCAGGGAGUGUCUUAAGUAUUGAAGAUCAUUUCCACACACACACAAUGCAGUUAUUCACAGUGCAGUUUAUAAAACCCGGGGCCUGAGUGACCACUAAUUUGGCACAACAAACGCAAGUUAAUCUGUAAGGAAAUAUUUAGAGAGGCAAACUCGUCAGUGUUGCAUUUAUAGAACAAAGAGUUUUAAAUCUAUCAUUAUAUAUUUCGAAAAUAGAAGUAUAACGGCCAAUAUAGAUUUUAUUUAUAUACCAAGCAGUUUCUUUUUUUUUUUUUUUUUCUUCCUCUGGCCAAGAAGAAGUAUAACUUUUCAAAUGCAUUCUUUUAAUACAGGGUUGAACCAAGGGUUAUGAGAUGCAAAGUAUUUGUUUGUGUAUGUAAUUUUUCCUAUUUAAGUUUGAAUCAUACUUGUAUUACAAGACGGUAGAUGAGAAACGUGUCAUCUAGUUGUGAGGCGGGUAAAGACGACUGAGUUGCAGUGUAUGCUAGCUGUCCAGUAAUGAACAUUUCUCUUAUUUAACAUUGCUGGUUGUCAUCGAGAGAAAUGGGGACGGCAGUGGUUUUUGAAUGAAGAUGUUAACUUUGCGCCCAAUAUUUCAGUUGACAUUUGGGUGUUUUGUUAAUGGUCAAUGACAUGAAGGACUGUGCUUUUUUUUCUGUGUGUGUUUCUUUCAAGCUCACUUCCUCCUAAAACAUGCUGGAAACAUUUAAGCCUGGGUCCAAUAGUAUGGUCACGCUUAUUGGCUAGUUUUGGACGAGUUUGGAAAAGAAGAAAGUGUCAGGCUUGUAACAGUCGGUUACUUUCUGAAUCUUUUCUUUUGUCAAACAUAAUUUUGGUGUUUUGUCACUUCGUCUUACACCUUGUUCAUCUAGAGGUAAAACCAACCGUUAGAAUGUUACUAUUUGACCCAGGUUUGACCUUUUGUUGUAUUUUCUUUCAUUCACUGGCUCCCUGGCCUUAAUUGUUGGAGGGGAUACUGUUAUUUCCUCUGGCACUUGAAAAAGAGAAAGCCAGAGGGUAUUAUUUUAAUCUAUGCAGGAUUUUUACAACAACAACAAAAAAAAAAAAAAAAAAGGAUCCUUCUCUGUGGAAAAACUUUUUGGCUUGGGAUUUUUUUUCCCUGGUUCUUUUUUUCGCCUCAGUGAGAAACCUGUUGAACUCAAGUGUCCAAUGCCUUUAGCUUUUGCAAUUUUGUGUACUGGUUUAGUAUAUAUGUGUAUAUAGAUCUGUUUUUAUAACCAAACACAGAUGGCUUGAGCCAUUUUGUACUUAAAGCUGGAGGCCACUUUUCUCAUGGGGAUUCCUCUGUGGGUUUUGCCAGCCCAGUCAACGUCUUCAUACACUGGUACACUUUGUAAGUACAGGUCCGCGCCUUGUGUUCCCUACACUAUCUUGUAGUCAAAUGUAAAAAAAUUACCAUUAGAUCAAUUUUUAACAGUUUGCUACUCACAUUUAUUUAUUUUUCUGCCCCUUUGCUUGAUUAAUUUUUUUUUUCUUUCUAUUUUGCCAUUUUAAGGAGUUCCAUUUUAUGAAAUGAGGAAGAUGUAAAUGUAUUGGGAUUGUUCAUGAGAUUUCCUUGUAAGUAGUAAUUAAUAUUAAUUCUAACUUGAAAGAAUCCAGGGUAAGAUGAGUUUUCUUUAUUUUUUUUUAUUUUUUUUUUAACAUUCAGUAGGAAGAUGUUAACACUUGCAUGUUUCUAUUUAAAUACAAAUGUAUAAAUUGUAAAUAUAACAUUUCUUUAAGGGUGAAUUUCUACUACAGGUUGACAUUUUUAUUGAAAUUUAAAAAAUGCUGUAAAUACAUUUGUGAGAUACUUUAUGCACAUUUCCCCCCAACCCCCCUCUGUGGGCUUUUAUGUUCUCUUCUUCUUCCAAGCUGUUACAGAGUACAUCCCAGUCUCUUAACACAGUAUAUCAACUUUAUUUCUCAGUCCUUUUCUUACAGUACUCGUAUUCUUUGUCUUCUGCUUCACUGUCUCCCAGUAUCAUGGUCGCCACAUAAUCAUUGUCUCUAGAUCCAAGUGUGAAUAUUUUGUCUUCUCUGUAUUUGAUAUGGAGGCGUGUACUUUUCAUGAAAUGUAUAUUGUUCAUCUCAUGGGAUGGAUGGAUGGUCUGUACAGUCCGUUAUGUAAAACCACAUCUGUUUCCUCCUCACGAGAGAGAGAGAGAGCGAGAGAGAUGGAGAUGUAUUUACUAUGUGUCCCUUUUGAACAAUUGGUCCAACAUGUUUUUUGAAACAGAGGUAUUUCUCUACAGGUCAAAACAGUUGUAGCAGUUUAUACAGUAUGUUGUAUAACAUCUUUUUUCUAAAAGUCGUCUCUAAAGUGAGACCAGCAGCAUACACUAUGUACAAUAGUCUAAAUUGGAUUAGUUUUAAGAGAACUGAUGAUAGAGAUACUAUAUAUGAUGGAUGCAAUAUGAUUAAAGGUACUCCAUUGAGUUUGAUCUUCAAACUUAGGUUAUGUAAUUUAAAGCAUUCUUGUCAAGUGAGUAUUAAUUGUGACUAAUGAGAGUCUGUCCUGAAUAUUCUUUGUAUUUUGCCGUAUUGAGAAUAAAAUAUAUAUGGAUAUGUUUAA
This is a messenger RNA of Cyclopterus lumpus (lumpfish), 7676 nucleotides long. It is a transcript of the gene aff4, whose product is annotated as AF4/FMR2 family, member 4. Gene Ontology annotation, biological process: regulation of gene expression. NCBI's taxonomy places the organism in Eukaryota, Metazoa, Chordata, Actinopteri, Perciformes, Cyclopteridae. The record is from RefSeq and is a predicted model, not a curated record. Gene Ontology annotation, cellular component: nucleus; super elongation complex. The transcript has 21 exons. Bases 298 to 3762 code for a protein of 1154 amino acids.